AUGGCAGUAACACCCACAACUGUGGAGAGCUCCAGCGAAGCUCACCAGCAGAAGCUCCAAGAGCUGGGAUACCUCAACCCACCCAAGAUUCAAGGCGAAGACUGCGAGUAUGCAGUCAAUAGCCAUGUUCCAGAUAAAAAGCCUUUCCAGGGACAUUGGCUCGAAGCUGCUGAACACGAAGAGACAGCUCGCUUUGUGGAACUCUUCGCUAUCAAUGGCGAUAAGCUAUCCAUCGAAGAGGCCCUGGUGACUGUGAAAACUAAACAAGGCGACGUCGACUUGAACUUCAGUAACAUCAUUGUGCUUGCGGGCGACUUCUACACCAACAAAGAAGGCUACGAGAGAUACUUUCCCAUCUCCAACGCCGAGGGCUUUGGAACCCUGAUCAAUCCGAAAUCAUCCAAAGCACCUCUUGCCCGCUUCGAAUCGGCGGUGCAGAGCAUGCUGCAAGAUUCUGACGGUUACUUGAAGAAAAUCAGAGAGCUCAUUACCUCCGAGCACCAUGCGCUCGAGGCCGCCACAAAAUUUGGGGACAACACAGCCGUCGCAUAUCAUGAAAAACUCUCCUAUGAUGGCGACCACGGACAUUGCCAUAUCCCAACCGACGAAGAAUUCACAAACAUGACAAAGACUGGCUUGACCGCCCUGUCAUCCAUGUAUGCCUGGAUCGCUUACACAAACAUUGACCACUUUGGUGAUUACGCCGUCAUGGCAUACUGUGUCGGUCAUACCAGCGCCCUCCAGAUUGCACGAAAGGCACGCAACGAGACGUCAGAUGAAGCAAAGAUGAAAAUGCUUCGCACAGCUUACAUCCACGAGGCCUUCGCAGCCCAUUUUCUCACUGACCUGUUCAGCUCAGGGCAUCUUCGGGCUCCUCGGCGGGCCUUCCACAACCCGGCUUAUGUGUCUAUGGUACCUCAUGCUGUGAAGAAAGAUGCAGUCUGGGACUUUCAAUGUCGCUAUAUGCACGACGACGACAGCGCGACCGGCCUCUUGGUUCGCAAUAAGCUUGGAGACCAAUGGAUUGAAUAUGGCGAUAAGCAAUUCAUGGAGCCACAAGCCUCAGUGAACCGCGCUCGAUGCAUGGAUUGCCUAAAGAAGUCAGCUGCCGAGGUGUUUCGUGAUGGAUACAAAGGCGACAAGCCGAUUGAGGAUUGGGAAAAGAACAAGAGCUGGUUCAAAGCCAUGGACCUCGUGCCCCAGCCAAUGACCGCUAUCGAACCCCAGAACUGGAAGAAGGAGGGAUGGGGUGGAUACGACAAGCAUAACCCUGCCCCGCUGUGGAUAGCUUUGCACGACAACGCCACGGAAAGCAAAUGCACAGUUCGUAAGGACCUAAACGACCAUUCCAACUACGGCGCCCGACGGGCUCAAUCCCCAGGUGACACCGGCUAUGGCAACACCAUCCAGGCUGCUGACUUCGUGGUGAAAGGCCAAUUCCCGAUGCAGUUCUCACUUGACGGGUUGCUAUCUGGCGGGUUUAUCCAGAUCCAGGAUCUCGACGGUAACGGCAGCGAGGGCUGCUGCAUCAACUUUUGGACCCCUGCUGAAGUCAAGUUUGCGGACAAGACUCAGUCAACAUUUACCAUUCACAACAGGCUCAUUGAUCAAGAUAUCGCGCCAAGCAGAGAGGUCCUGCAUUGGAUGCCGUCCGGCCAGAGAACUGGCAUCAUCGGAUUCACCUACGCAGCGAAGGCCGAUGGGAGCGGUGAUAUCAACAUGACGGAGACAGUAUAUACAUCGGAUCUAAGUCCCGACGGGCUGUCCGACGGCACCUGCGCUACAUUCUCAACAAAGAAUCCCUGGCGGAUGCGUGUUAUGGGGGUCAGACGCGCGACCAUCCUCAGCAACAUCCCCGCUGGUUUUAUGCUGAAUCUGACUCGCUUUAUCGAUGGCUACUUCGUAGCCGAAAGGGAAAUGGUCGCCGUCUCACAGUCUGAGAAUCAGUUGCUGGUUGGAGUACUAGGUAGCAGCUUGGUGCAAUCGACGCUGUCUCUACCUAAGGCGCCCUACGGCUUUGUCAAGCCGUUCAGAGGUGCCGGUGCUUCCAAGCAGAGCAUCUUGCUGGCGCGCGCCGGUCCUAAGGAGGACAGUGAGUGGGUAAAUUUAGCAAAGAUUGACUUUGACGAUGCUGGUAACGCCAAGCUCGUGACUGCAGACUUCGACCUCGAGCUUGAAGCUGAAAAUGACGCAUCGGUGCUCGUGGGCGACGUCAUGGGUUGGGGCCACGAUCAAGUCGUGGUCGUCAAGCCCACGCCCGACGACAGGACCACUGUAGCCACUUACGGCCAACAGAGUGGAAGCUCUGACAUCGUAUGCGUGGGACUGCACCAAUGCGACACGGCUCUGGUCAGUGUCCUCGUGGGCCCUCUGCUUACUGCACUCGUCCCAUCUCUUCCCGGGUCACCCAACCCGGCGGGCCAUGACCUGCUCCAGAUUUCGCGCCGUAAGAACGGAAAGAAGCAUGUCAUUGCCUUCCAUACGCACGCAGCCAGCGGGGACGCGAGUGAUCCUCUUUGCAAUUGCGUCGGGUCUGAGGUCGAGGACGCGCUGGCGUCGCGCAGCCCGGAACACUUUUUCAGCAUCAAAUGGAUGCCAGUACGAGUGGUUGGGCAAGCGCGUGCGGUGCUCGAGGUCUUCAGCUGGUAUGGCGUGCUGGGGGUGCGUGUGUUCACUUGCCCUCAGACUGGAGAUGGAGGCAUGGGCGAGUGGACAUUGCACGGCCAGUUUCCACAUCUCGGCCAGACGUCCAUAGGCGCUGGGCUGGGAUGCUAUGGCGAUUGGGGCCAUGGAUUUGUGGCGUGGGCGGAGGAGAACGAGUGGACCGACGCCAACACGUUCAGGCCGGUGAGGAAAGACGACUUGAGCUUAGGAUGGUGGGGAAUGGUGUGGGAAGAUUGUGAUAGACCGAGUGUGCGCGGGUGGGAUGUAGAGAGGCGGCCGUUGCGGUAG
Messenger RNA from Bipolaris oryzae ATCC 44560, 2952 nucleotides. RefSeq lists its product as uncharacterized. NCBI's taxonomy places the organism in Eukaryota, Fungi, Ascomycota, Dothideomycetes, Pleosporales, Pleosporaceae. The transcript has 7 exons. The coding region runs from base 1 to 2952 and encodes 983 amino acids. The record is from RefSeq and is a predicted model, not a curated record.